AUGAAGGUGGCCAGCGCCGAGUGGGCCAGGCCCGGGCAGCGCGGCCGCCAAGUCGACGUCGAGCACAACCGGAGCGUGAGGCCCCGCCUGAACAGCAGGGGGUACCUCGCGGACAACUGUUCCGAGGGCGGCGCCGAGGAGGCCUCCCACGCGGUGAUGAACCUCCUCGGGAAGACGUUCAGGUACACCGCCGACCUCUCUGGUGCAGGCUGCGGCUGCGGCGCGGGCGUCCGGCUGGCGCCGCCGCUGCAGACCAGGCGGCGGGGGGGCGCGGCGCCGUGCUCCGACUGGCGCCACGGCCCGUGCGCCAAGGAGGACGGCCGGCAGUGCCCGCUCCCGUGCCCCGGGAUCGUGCUCCAGAUGGCGAACCAGUACGCCUGGUCCUCGAGCCUGCACGCCCGCGGAGACGCAUUAGGCGCCUCCACGGGCUUCGGCGGCCGCGUGGGCAACGCCAGCGGCUGGAGCGCGGAGACCUACCGCCCGGGGUCCGAGUGCAUCGACACGUCGUGGCCGUUCGAGGUGGCUGUGUCGUUCCCUGUCAACGAGGAGGGAACCCUCGCCGCAAUGGAGGUGAUUCUAUCCCAGGAUGGCAAGGACUGCCCGCUCGCGGGCCACGUGCGCUGGUACGAUGCGCCGAACGGCGUCGACGGCAUCAAGGAGUUGAGCGAGCUUCUGUCAGAAGGCAUGACGCCCGUGAUCGAGUACGUGAGGAUGAACGUAGACCGUGAGGAUAUCGAGGAGAUUGGUGCCCAAGGCGACCCCAGGCGCAGCUCGAUCAAGGUGACCAAGGUGGCCAGCACGGAAGCCCCGGGAGAGGACAAGGACGGGAAGGUGGAGCCCGCCGACGACCGCAAGGGCCGCCCCUUCGUGGUGGGCGUCGACGACUGGGCGCAGCAGCGCGUGGCGGACCAGAUGAAGAGGCGCGCCCCGAUCAGCGACCCGGACUACGUCCUGAACGUGGGGGACAACUUCUACUGGGGCGGGAUCCUCACCGACUGCGGGAAGCCCGUGAGUGAGCACGAGGACAAUAACGACCAGUGGGGCCAGAUCUUCGAGCGGAUGUAUACCGGCCCCGGGCUGGAUGACAAGCAGUGGCUGGGAGUCCUUGGGAACCACGACUACGGCGGUUUCCACUUCACGGCCGGCUGGGAUCAGGUGAUCUCCUACACGUGGGGAGGCCUCGAGGCCAGCACGGGCCGGUGGUUCACGCCCGCCCAGCACUACAGCGCGAAGGUGGUGUACCCAGGCUUCACCGUGGAUUAUUUUUUCGUGGACACCAACAUCUUCAACGCCUGGGACAACACCGCGGACUCCGAGCACAACAUCUGCGGUGCCGACCACAACGACGAAGGGGCCAGCUGCGGCGAGACCGGCCCGGGGAGCGUCGGCGACUGCCAGGGCUGGUUCCAGGAUUUGUUCAACAAUCAGAUGGUGUGGCUCGAGAAGCAGCUGGCCACAGUGACCAGCGAUUGGCAGAUCGUAGUGUCUCACUUCGCUGCCACCGCGUUCGGCACCGAGGAGUGGAAGAGGCUCUGCGACAAGUACGGCAUCGACCUCUUCGUCUCGGGACACGUCCACCACCAGGAGGUGGUGGGAAACAACGAUGGCAAUCCGAUCGCCCCGACGACGCAGCUGAUAUCGGGCGGCGGGGGUGGGAUCACCGCCGACGGCGCCCCAGAGCUCAGCGGCUACGACGACGCGUACGGCUUUUUCGAUAUCACGCUGUCGAAGGGAGUCAUCACGGUGGAGGCCAUCUCGCACGGGGGGAUCACCCGCAGCGUCACGGAUGUCUACGAGUGGAGCGUGGCGAAGAAAUUGACGACCAAAAAGCCUGCGGUGCCAUCAGUGCCCGAGCCCGAGGCUGGCGAUGGCUUCGUCGAUGAGGCUUUCAAGGUGGUCAUGCCGACUUGGGCGGAGGGCGGCACUUCCUGGUUCAGCCUCGAGGGCGGCGCGAACACGUCGUGCCUACAGGACGACGAGCCCCUCGUGUUCUACGGCGCGUCCUCCGUCGACGCGUGCCGGGCGGUCUGCGAGGGCCUGCCCUCCUGCGGGGGCAUGGAGUACAACCGGAAGAGGUCCAAGUGCAGCCUCUGGACGAGCGAGGUCGCCGCGACCGAGGAGGAUCCGCAGUCGCUGUGCCUCAGCUACAGGAAGGGCGAGCUGAACCCAGUGGUGACCCCCGAGCCCACGGCGGCGCCCACGGCGGCGCCCACCGCCGCGCCGACCACGGAGAAGCCGAAGCGGAGCGAACCCACCGGCCCGUCCCUGGACCUCUGCGGCGUGGACAUGAGCGUGUACGGCGUGGACUUCGUGAAGCUCUCGCGGGAGGACGGCCUCUCCAGGGCCUUCGAGGCGAAGGUCAAGGAGGCUCUCAUCGGCGUGCUCAUGAUCGCCAACAGCAUCACCGUCUUCCCCGGCAACAUCGCGCUGGAGCUGAGCCAGGGAGCGGCAGCCGCCACCUCCGAGCCGAGAAAGGACCCCGGUCGCCGCCUCGGGGAGCCAGGCUCGGUCCUCGUGCGCGCCUUCGUCACCCCGCCGUCCGGCGUGCUGCUCGACGAGCUGGUGUCCGCCCUGGGCGGCGAGCCAGAGGCCGUGGGCGCCGCGGUGGCGAAGAGCGUGUCUACCCUGCAGGACGUCGAGGCCAUCUCCUCGGGCCCCAUCAGCGUAGCCAAUGUGGUGGCGAAGGCCACUGAUGCUGCUGAGGCUCCGCCGCCGACCACGCCGCCGGCGACCAGUCUCUCGACUUCGACACCUCCAGAGGCGCCGAGGCGCCGCCCGCCCCCCGCCGGGGAGGGCGGCGCCCCGGGCCGGCCCUGGGUGGUGGCGCUGGGCGCCCUGGCCGCCCUCGCGGCCCUGGCGCUGGCGCUGUGGACUCUCCGCGGGAGGCUAGAGUACCUCGUCGGGCGCUUGCGCGACUCCGCGCUGCCAGGGGAGGACGAGCUCGUUAGCUGCCACAAGGACGACCGCGCCGCGGCCCUGGUGACGGAGGGGCGCGCGCCCCGGCGACUCGGAGGGACCGCCCGGGGGCGCGCCGACUCGGCGGGCGGUGUCUCGCCGCCGCAGCGCAAGGGCGGACACCAGGACGAGGUCUCCCACGCCUCCACGCAGCGGCCCGGCAGCCCGGAGGUGGCCUAG
Messenger RNA from Prorocentrum cordatum, 3135 nucleotides. NCBI's taxonomy places the organism in Eukaryota, Dinophyceae, Prorocentrales, Prorocentraceae. The record is from the annotation of a GenBank genome assembly.